AAGGAAUUAAAUCCUCAGUUUUGUCAUAAACCUUGCAUGAUAUUUUUAUUAGGGAAAUUAUCAUUGAGAAACCAAAUGUUGUUUCACUGGAAAUACAAACUGUAAUGACUAGGGAGAGGCAGAGACAAGAGCUAUAAAUGAAGGAUCUGAGCUGCUCAUUUCACAUAAGCUUCCUAGUUCCUUGUGCAACCACAUCAGUCUCUCCAAGAGCCAGAUCUCACGGAAACCAAAACCGCCAUGGAGUCGCUCAGUGCCGCAAACAUUCAUCUGGGGCUUGAUCUUCUCAAAGAAAUGAGGAAAACAAACGAUGGCAACAUCUUCUUUUCCCCCGUGGGCAUCUCAACUGCCAUUGGCAUGCUCCUCCUGGGGACACGAGGAGCCACAGCCUCCCAGUUACAGAAGGUAUUUUAUUCUGAAAAAGACACAGAAAUCUCCAGAAAAGAGGUUGAAGAAAAAGAGAUUGAGAAUACAGAAGAGAUCCAUCACCAAUUCCAACAGGUUUUGACUGAAAUAAGCAAACUCACUAAUGAUUAUGAACUGAACUUAGCCAACAGGCUGUUUGGAGAAAAAACAUUCCUCUUCCUUCAAAAAUACUUAGAUUAUGUUGAAAAAUAUUACCAUGCAUCUCUGGAACCUGUUGAUUUUAUAAAUGAAGCUGAUGAAAGUCGAAAGAAGAUUAAUUCCUGGGUUGAAAGUCAAACAAAUGAAAAAAUCAAGGACCUGUUUCCAGAUGGCUCUCUUAGUAGCUCUACCAAGUUGGUGCUGAUAAACACAGUUUAUUUUAAAGGACAGUGGGAUAGGGAAUUUAAUAAAGAAAAUACCAAGGAAGAAGAAUUUUGGCUGAAUAAGAAUACAAGUAAGUCUGUGUGGAUGAUGGAACAGCACCAUUCUUUUAGUUUCGUUUUCCUGGAGGACUUGGAGGCCAAAAUCGUGGGGAUUCCGUAUAAAAACAAUGACCUCAGCAUGUUUGUGCUUCUACCCAACGACAUAGAGGGUCUGGAGAAGAUUACAGAUCAAGUCACUCCUGAGCAAUUGAUAGAGUGGACCAGGCCGGAGCUUAUGGAGGUCAGGAACGUGAACUUGCGCUUGCCCAGGCUGGUGGUGGAGGGCAGUUAUGAGCUGGAGCCGGUCCUGGCAGCCCUGGGGCUGCGCGCGGCCUUCAGCGAGAGCGACGCCGACUUCUCGGGGAUGUGCGCGCGCUCGGGGCUGCAGGCGCAGAGGUUCCUGCACCGGUCCUUCGUGCAGGUCACCGAGGAAGGCGCGGAGGCCACGGCGGCCACCGGCAUAGGUUACAUGGUCUCAUCGGCCGGGGGCUGUGAGCAAGUCCACUGCGAUCACCCCUUCCUGUUCUUCAUCAGGCACCGCGGGUCCGACAGUGUCCUCUUCUUUGGCAGAUUUUCUUCUCCCUAAGAAAGUCGCGGCCAAGACCUUGGAGAUCAGGAAGCAGUGUUGGGGCAGCGGUAGGAUCCUGGAAACCGUCUGUGUCUUGAGCUGCUGGCCUUCCAAUCCGAACAUUAAACCGGUGAUUUAAUGACGUAAUAAUGUGUAUUUAUGACUUUCCUUGAAGGUGAAAGUCCUUUUGUUUGUGCCCUGCAGAAUGUGAAUCAGACCCAAACUCCUUGAUACUCCCAGGGGUUUCCUUUGGAAGUAAAUGAACUUCUUGUAAAGUCUUGUGCAUCAGUGGGGAGAAGGGGUAUCUUGGAUAAAGAGAGUGGAUUCUUCUUGGGAUUUUAGGGUUCUCUUUGGUUCCAGUAUUUUGGCAUAUUAUACAAGUAAAAUACGACAAUCAUUCAAUGUGUGCAUUCCUUGUUUCUUUUCAGCAGAUAUUGUGUAAACUGCAUACAGCGGAGGGAACUUAGAAACACAUUAGGGAAAGGUAAAUUAAAAUGCAAAAGCCAGAGCAAAAUGAAAUAAUAUUCCAGAGAGAGAGAGAGAGAGAGAGAGAGAGAGAGAGAGAGAGAGAGGGAGAGAGAGGAUUCCCUUGUUU
Messenger RNA from Marmota monax (woodchuck), 1987 nucleotides. RefSeq names its product serpin family B member 13 (gene Serpinb13). The transcript has 8 exons. Lineage: Eukaryota; Metazoa; Chordata; Mammalia; Rodentia; Sciuridae. Gene Ontology annotation, molecular function: serine-type endopeptidase inhibitor activity. The record is from RefSeq and is a predicted model, not a curated record. The coding region runs from base 238 to 1410 and encodes 390 amino acids.